GUGCCGUGUCAUCACCACGCAUGCGGAGCAGCUUUAAGGAUUGCAAAUGCAAUUAUUUCCCUGAAGUGUUGACAGAGGGAUGUGUCGAGAGAAUGAGCUGAAGAAGGAUUGAUGAAGAUGAACAAGGAUAUAGUAAUGUGAUAUUUGUGCAUAGUUCAUAGUGAUGUCGAUGUGAGGCUUGGUGGGAGGGAGAAAGGAUGAGCUGCUCUCAGAUCGCCAAAUAGGUCCUGAUGAGCGGGAGCGCGAUGCUGCAGGGAGCGCAAAUCAGCGAGCGAUCAUUGGCCGCUUCCUUUGGGACGGUGGAAGAACCCGCGGCCUGCUAGGGGCCCCGGUUAUACCGCAAUGCCACAUGGGCCGAGAGGAGGGAGAGGUAGAGGAGAGCAGGAGGGGAGGAGGGAGGAAGGUAAAAGCAAAUGAUUAAAAAAGGGAAUAUUUAAAACAGGCUCUUUGGUGCACUUAAGGUUUACUUUGACUGGACAAUCAAAUCUGUUCUCAAUGUGCUGUGUGAAUUAAAGAGGACUGCAUCAGUCUUAGCAGCAGGGUUAUAACAUCAGCUGAAGUGAGUUGGAAGGGGGGUGCUUGAUUCUCAGCUUUCUGCUGACCAAGUUCUUGGACUAACUGACCAGACUGGAUUUGCAACUCAAAGCGGUUUAAGGAAUGAAUUGACACACAGUUAUGCCAGCAUUCACCUCUGCUCCUUCCAUGCUCUGCUUUUCUGUGGUUUAACCCACACUAGUUGUGCACAAUAAACAUCUCCCAGCCUCUUCAUACACACACACAUCCAUAUAGACAAGCAAAGCAUGCCUUCACCUUCAGACUCCAGCAGUGUGGCCUCAGCCUCUGGAUCUCGCGGUUGGUCUGACAGCCGCAGAGGCAUGUCAGGGAGGGGUCCCGGUGGGGCCCGUUUGCUUCUCUACCUUGGUCUGUGCCACCUGGGACUAGGAGCCAUGGUCCUGGCCUUCUCCUUUACCAGCAUGGCCUUCACCUCGUCUGCACGCGUGAGGCAGUCUUGUCCGUUCUGGGCUGGCUUCUUUGUGGUGGCAUCAGGGGUAGUAGGAAUAAUCUCAUGGAGAAGACCUCUAACACUGGUGGUGUCGCUGUUCAUGUUGCUGUCUGCAGUCUGUGUGAUCCUCAGCCUGGCCGGCUCAAUGCUCUCCUGUCAGAAUGCACAGAUGGUCAAGUCUAUGCUCACCUGCAAGGUGGAGAAUGGUGUGUGUGUGUGUUGUGCAAACACAAAGCCUUGCUCCAUGGGGGAUGAGGAUACCCUGGUUCUUUCCCUAAAUGUGGACUGUCACUCAGUCAGACAUCAAUUAAAGGAUCUUUUGUUCAGUGCAUGUGGUCUCAGCAUUCUCUCCACCAUAAUUUGUACGCUGUCGACUGUGACUUGCAGUAUCCACAUAUUCUCCCUGGACCUCGUGCACCUGCUUGCCCCUCAUCGCUCCCGGUCUGUCAACCCAGAAUGCACCACUCCACAAGAUGCCUUCCUCACAAACAUCAUGGACUUUGAGGAGUUUGUCCCCCCAAUCCCUCCACCCCCCUACUAUCCUCCUGAAUACACCUGCAGCUCAGAGACAGAUGCUCAAAGCAUCACCUAUAAUGGCUCUAUGGAGAGUCCUGUUCCAUUAUACCCGACUGACUGCCCCCCUCCUUAUGAAGCUGUGAUGGGCCAAAGAGCUGCCAGCCAGGCAACCGUAUUUGAUGGCCAGGGUACGGAGCUUUCUGGAGAGAGAGGAACUUCUACAGCCUUCAGUGGAGAAGUAUCUAUGGAUAGUGGAUCUCUGUUGAUGUCCGAGAUUGUGGACAUCCCUGAUGAUUCCUCCCCUUCUGAGGACUCCUGUUUAAUGGAGGUUGGGAUCAGGACACAUGGGGGCAACAGGACAGGUGCUGACCGGGGGGAUGCAAUGUUCCGUGGUCCACAGUAUCAUACGCCAGAGAGUCCGCUAGCAGGAGGACCAAGGGCCAGGCGGUUCCUGAGAGGGGAAAGGUCUAAUUCCUGCUCCUCACCUAGCACAGCCACCAACACAUAUAGGUCUCCAGUGCUUCACCGCCAGGCUAUGUUUGCCAGUAGCUGUUCCCAGCUUGAAGCAAUAGGAAAUUCUCCUAAUCAACAGGAACAGCUCAAUCCAGAGAUUCAAGUGAACCUCACCGACCCCUCAGACCAAGAUCAUGUCCCAGCAACCUAUGUUAUGCCUCCUUCAACAUCCUCGGCAAACAGUGAGCAUGAAAACAGACUACGCCCUCCCCAUGGACUCCUUUACCUUCGACGAAAGGCUGAGAGGAGUGAAAAAAAUGGCGGGACUGUUAGAAGACAGAGAGAAGGCUUUUUACGUCUUGUGAGGUCGCACAGUGAGCCAGGCCUCGGCUCUUCGACAGACACUGUUGACUUUGGAUCUGGGGGGAGCAAAGUAUCUACAGACGCGGCUCCAUCUUCCGAGGCAUGCUUGUUGCCUCCCUCUCCUAUGACUCCUGCCGCAGCUUUGCCAAGUAAAGGCGGCAAUAAGUCAGCAGCCACAGAGGUGCAAAUCCCACCUAAACCUGCACCCACCUCACCUAUACAUAUACCUAAAGACUACCACCGCUCUCUAGGAGACCUAAAGGUUACCCGGGUUCUGGUUGCCCGCUUCUUGCAGCGCUCCAAACGUAACCUAGCACUGUCCUCUGAACAUGGUGCGAACACAGGACAGGGGUCUAAGAGGAGAAGUGGAGUAGAGGCAGCUGGCCCUGACCACCUCCCCUCUGAACAAGUAACACGGAGCCUUUGGAGCACUAGCCGAGGACCCUCCCAUCACCCUCAUCGCCGUGGACAUCACCAUUCCCAUAGCGACAGCCGGCACAACCGGCAACACAGCAGCCGGACGCCAGAGGGCAUCCACCUGCGCAGCUGCGGAGAUCUAAGCUCCUCCACUUCGUCGUUACGCAGACUAAUGACGCCUCAUCCACCACAUGGGUCAUCAGGAGCGCUCUACUCUGAGUCUGCACUGUGACAAGUAAAGAAGGACCAAAGAGGAUGACAACACGCCAAGAUCUUGCAUAAGUGAAAACAUUCAGAGUUAAUUUUUCAAACCUCCCCUCAUUUUUCUCUUCCUCACCUACCCUUCGGGGUUUACUUCAGUAGUACUGCAAAUUGACUUUACAUGAGCUGCAGCUUACUUAACCAAGAAGGACAAAAAUGAUCAAAAGAGAAGGACCACUAUCGAUUCAAUAAGCCUCUUGCAAAAUAGUGGGUUGCAAUUUAUUUCUCAUCUUUUGUUUUAAAUUUGAUGUUAUAUCCCUACAUCACUAAGGUGGAAAGACUGAGGAAAUCCCCGUUUUGUCUUCCAUAUGUAUUAACAGAAAGGCCACCAGAAGCAGAGUCAGCAUAACACAGUGUCUUGCAAAGGUAUUCAUACCCCGGGAUAACUCAAGUGACUUUUUCCCUUAGAUUUACAUUUAAACUAUGUUGUUUAUUUAUAAUCAGAGGACCAAAAGCAGCACUUUGUUGGAACCCACUUUACUCUGAUUGCAGCCCUCUUUUGAUUUUUUGGAAAGCAUUCCAAUCUGAGUCAGAAUGGAUAGGAACAAACUGUAAAAAGCAACUUUUAAGUCAUUCGACAGAUUCUCAUUUGGGUUUCAGGCUGGCCUUUGACUGGACCAUUCUAACACAACAAUAGUCUUCAAUCCAAACAAAUUAUAUCUGGCCUUAUAUUAACUUUUUUCCCCAGCUUUUAUUAUCAUGACACUGUCACAAGUACAGAGCAACGAAAUGAACUCUCUACAUUUAACCCAUCCCUAUGGUGAGCAGUGGGCUGCAAUUGUGCGGCACCCGGGGAACAGUGUGGGGGAGGGGUCUUUGCUCAGGGACCCAGAGUUGUAGUCUGUAGGAGUGGGGCUUGAACUCAGAAUGUCUGGAUUCCAAGCGCAAUGCCCUAACCAGGAGGCCACUACUAAGCUUUAUAUUUAGAUCACUUUCCUGCUGAAGCUUCAUAUUAUUAUAUUAUUCACCCUCUUAUUAAGUUGGAUAAUUUUUCCUCACCCUAAUCCAUUUCCAACAGUAUAUUUUUUGCUCAUUCUUCCAGGUACAAAUUUUUACUUUCCUUACUUAGAGUUGAUCUGGCAAUUCAAAUACCAUUAAUAUAUAUUAAAGAUAAAUGCCAGAACAGGUGAAAGAUUUGAUGGGGUAUUGAUACUUUUGUAAACCUCUAUAUAAUUACUGCGACACCAAGUCUGAUGACUAAACUGUAAGAUAUAUCAAUGAAGUUGCACCUGAGGACAAAAAACUGUCAUAAAAGAUCCUCAAUCAGCAUUUUUUUUUCACCAACCUGGAGGCGUUAAUAAAGGCCAUAAUAAAGCAGCCAGCAUUCCUUAUGGUGACGCUGACUCACCAUAGACACGACUCCAGUCGUUGACAUGUAUCCCCUGCGUGUGAUGACCGCACACACAAAUGUGCAUGUUUUUGCUACAGCUGUGAUACAGUGGGAACCUUGUGCAUUUGAUUCUGCCUGUCCGUGUAACUAAGUAACAAGUGCUCUGAAUGUCUUUAUCUGCAUGUUUGCUUCUUUAUUCAGUUUCCCCUGCUGCACAAGGGACCUGUUAUGCAGCUACCUGAAAUGCUACUUGAGGUUAGGGACAAUGUAUCCUGUCAGGUGGCUCCACACUCACCUCUGGGUCUUACUUUUUGAAAUAACAUAAAAGACCUUGAAUGGAAAAGUCUGAACCUUGUAAUAUAAAACGUGUGUACUUGUUUGAGACGCUCUAAAUAUAUCAUUUGGUUCGGGAUACACACCUUGUGUUGGCACAUUCAGCUGUACAGUGGUUGUUUAAAGAUGAUUUAAUGAUGAAAAAAAAACAUUAGAAGGUCAUUAAGACAUUUAAGUCAGACUGGAUUUUGAAGGGAGCUUUUCUCUUGAUUCACAAUAAGAUCACUAAAGGCACAUUUUGUAAAAAGACAAGUAUGUACAUGCUUGUUAACAUUUACACUCAUGCAUCUACAAUAGUAAACACAAAAACACGUUGAGAAAGGCACGGAGAUUUGCUUCUUGCAUUUUCUUUUCUAUUUGAAUCUACAUAAUUUUAGGCCCCCUUUUACAAAGUGCUUCACCCUGAAUGAUAAAUGUACAUUAAAUAGGACUCCAAUUUGAAAAUUUAAACAGUGUUGAUAGUUAAACUUUCAAUGCAAGUUAUGUAUUUAAUAUAUGAAAUAAAUAAUAAAACAAAACAAAAAAUGA
Molecule: messenger RNA, 5204 nt
Organism: Cyprinodon tularosa
Lineage: Eukaryota; Metazoa; Chordata; Actinopteri; Cyprinodontiformes; Cyprinodontidae
Gene: entrep3
Product: family with sequence similarity 189 member B
Exons: 15
Coding region: 801-2984 (727 amino acids)
Cellular component (GO): membrane
Source: RefSeq, a predicted model, not a curated record